AUGACAGACUAUAGCAAAUUCAAGACUCUGACGUUCGAGCUAGUUGGCUCUGUAGCCAUCGUGACUCUUAAUAGACCAAAUGAAGGAAAUGCUAUGGACGCUUACCUUGGUGGUGCUUUGAGAGAUGUCUUCCCAAUGUUGGAUGCUGAUGACAGAGUCAAGUGCGUCAUCAUCGCUGCCAACGGAAAGCAUUUCUGCACCGGUGCUGAUUUCCGACAAGGAGAUUUCACCAAUGAAAAGACUCGUGGUCAAGGAUCAUCUUCCAAAGAUGCCCGAGAUGGUGGUGGGCAAAUCGCAACCAUCAUCCACACCAGGUGUCGAAAGCCCAUUAUAGCUGCUAUUCAGGGUUCAGCUGUUGGUGUUGGAAUAACUAUGACCUUACCCAUGGAUAUACGAAUUGCAUGCAAAGACGCUAAGAUAGGAUUUGUCUUUGUCAGACGCGGCAUAGUAAUGGAAGCAAACUCCUCAUACUUCCUCCCCCGUCUCAUCGGCCACUCCCGCGCGCUCUCUGUAGUCCUCACCGGUCGUGUCCUCCCUGCUUCACACCCAUGGUUGGAAGACCUCUUCUCAGACAUUGUAGACAAGCCUGAAGACGUGCUACCACGAGCCUUGGAACUGGCUCAAGAAAUCGCAAAAGAGAACUCUAUGGUGUCGAUCGCGUUGACGAAAGGAUUAACGUGGAGAGGUGCUUCGACACCUGAGGGACAACAUUUGCUUGAUUCCAGAGUGUUGUACCAUACUGGACGAGGUGUUGAUAGUUUGGAGGGGACGAGAUCGUUUAUGGAGAAACGACCAGUUGACUUCAAGGGAAGCGUCCAACGCGACCUGCCAUCGUUCUACCCUUGGUGGACAACGCCGGAUGUUAGUGUACGACCAUCUAGACUGUAA
This is a messenger RNA of Synchytrium microbalum, 888 nucleotides long. RefSeq lists its product as uncharacterized. The transcript has 7 exons. Lineage: Eukaryota; Fungi; Chytridiomycota; Chytridiomycetes; Synchytriales; Synchytriaceae. The record is from RefSeq and is a predicted model, not a curated record. The coding region runs from base 1 to 888 and encodes 295 amino acids.